UUAACCCCCCCUGGCGGUAUUCCUGAGUGUAGCUCGGGGUAAAGUUUCAGCACCAACAGCGCUACACUCGGGAAUACACUGCAGCGUUGCUCCGGGAUCUCUUCUGCACUUACCUUGUCCUGCGCUCCCGCGAUGUCCCCCCUGCAGUGUCCCCUGUAAUGUCCUCCGGCUGAUGCCGCAUCUGUCUUCCGGGUUCCAUUCCCUGCGACGUCGGGACGUACGGGGGACAGAACUGGCGGGAAAUCUGAAAGUUGUAAAAGUGACAUUCACUAAAUCCACUAAAAUCACAUCGUAUAACAUUCCUGUAUCAAACCAUUUCACAUAC
Staurois parvus is the source of this 325-nucleotide messenger RNA. The record is from the annotation of a GenBank genome assembly. Lineage: Eukaryota; Metazoa; Chordata; Amphibia; Anura; Ranidae.